GGUCAGCGUGUUUUCAUUGUUAAAUAAAAAAAUAAAAUAAAUAAUAAAAUAGAGAAGAUACUCUGGAAAGUUUUAAAUCAGAAACUUUAGCUGAGUCUGUUAAAUGAGAGACUUAAAGCUCGUAAACAACUUGAGUACGUUCUUAAGUGGCAUGAAAUAAAACUACACAUGUAAAGUGUCAGUUAAUCUAAAUUAACAAAACAUACUUCUGUAUGUUAAAUUAACAGGAAACUCUCUCUUAAAUUAAAACUGUACAUUGAUUUAUAAUGUGGGAACUUAAAACCUCUUUGAGACCCCCUGGGUGCACACAUGUAUGACAGCUGGUCUAAAAAUAACAGCAGCACCAGCCAAUGAGUGGUGCAGUGCAGCUUAGCACUAAACAUACAGGACAUGGGUCCUAACUGCAUACAGUACGUGCGCUUCGAAAUGUCCCAGUGUGGGAACUGGGAGAGAAAUGUCGCUUACCAUGGGACCAAAGUAAAAUACAUCAUAGUGCUUCUAUUUAUAAUGAUGGAACAUUGGAAUGGGUCCCAUUUAAAUUGGUCCCAUUUUAUUGCAGUCACAUUAAAAUGCAAAGGCAGGAACAUGCUGCUUCUUCCUGGAUAAUAUUUAUGGGUGUGUGGGUUUACAGUAAAUAUAAACACAAUUAUUAAAAUCAUGAUAAAAGACUCUUCUUUGUCUAAUUGGGAAAAAUGAGUUAAAGAAGAUGUGCAGAUAAAUGCAUAUAACCAAACUGGAUGCUCACACAAAGACAAAAAAGGGGAGAACCACAAAGGGUUAAAAAGGAUGAGGACGACGGCCAAUCAAGGCGAACCCAUCUCCAACAGACAGUAGUCCAAAGAAGUGCAGAAGGAGGAGGUUUCUCCCACAGUGCCCCUGUCUCUCUUCCUCACAGACGCCUCCUGACUCCGGUCCCUCAACCCUCAUCAGUUAUGUCCACUAAGCUUCAAAGGGAGGACUGGACAAGACAGGAACCUUAUUUCUGGAUGUCAUGAAACACUGACUGAUCUGAGCUUCUGAUGAGGAUAAAUGAUUUGAGGCGUCAUCUCUUCAUCCUGAGUGCCUUCAGACAGACUUACAACCGCCUGCUCAGUCAAGCCAAAAAUCACUUUUCAUGAAGCUGAGGGCCCGAGUGAGCAAAUUCAAUUAUGACACAGAGGCCAAGGGACAUCUAAGACUAAUUAUUCUACUGCAUGUCUGUCAGCAGAAAAACAGGUACGGGGAAGAUUGAACGCGUUCUCCAUAUUGACCUGCAUUCACCAAAUUAUGCUGCAGGUGAAGAACCUUGUCUGAUGUGAAAGCUCAAUAUUUAAUUGUGGCCAUUAACAGGAGGAUUUAAUUGAUUACUUUUGGACAAAAUCUCUGCACGCAUCAAUACACACAUAGGUAGUAUAUGAAUGGCUACUGCUGACACGAUGUAUCCGCAAUCCACUAAUAAGCACCAAAUGGUUUGAGUUGCUCAACAUGUCUGUAUUGACUUUGGCGGAGAGUCCCGUUCCAAAACAACACUGUAACGAUAGCCGUCCAGUAUUCAGAGUCCCACAAUACUGCAAACAUUGUUCACCCAGAGAUGGUUUAUUUUACCGUUCCGUGCCAAGAAUGUUACUUAUCACAGUCCAUUCAUUUGAAUUGUUUCAGCUUGGAUUCAGUCAGCCAAACAAGGAUGAGGGUUGUUUUUUUUUAGCUUGCAACAAAGACAGCUGUGAUACAGUAGGCGGUGGCAAGAAGUACUGAGAUGCUCACUCGCCGCUUUAAAUGACUCUGAGCGCCAAGGGUUCAUUCACGCAACAGGUAACAACAAAACAGCAGGUCGGUGUCAAAGAUGCUGCUGCAGAUCGUUUCAACAUUGAUUUAAGCUUAUUAUUAAAAAUGAAAUGCUGAGUCGCCUUCAGCCAAGUUCGAGUACUAUUUCGGUCCAUGACAAAAUGGGGUCCAGCUGUGCUGAUUAGCUCACAUGCUGAACUUAAAGAUGGCUACAUGGCAACCGUUAAAUCUGGACGUCCUGAGAUGAUUAAAAGGGUCGGAAGGGAAACAAGCUCUGUUGCGCAAAUCUGUUGUGAAAUUAUUUAAGAGAGAUGUUUAGUGGAAAAAUAACUUCUUACAUCUGGAACAUGAAUACCGUGAAUACAGAAUGAAGUCGCAGGAAACAGGACUUUGAAUGUACUUUAAAUGCAGCAUCACGCAUCUGGAUGUUCUUUCAUGUCCCUGGACGGCACCUCCUGUUUGUUUCCGUCUCUUUUCCGAACCUUUUUUUGCCUAAUCACCCGUCUCCCACUGUUUCCUUCUCCGGCAAAUUGUUUGCAUGUGAGCUGUCGGCUUGACUCACUCGCUAGUUUUGCUGCUUGGUUGUGAAAUGUACCUGGGAACACAGCGUGUCUUGUGCAGGCCAGCGCUCUCGAGCGUGGACGAGGUCCCCGAGUGGCCACAGGCAGAAGAAGGGGGUUCGCGGCCGAUCAUCACAUACCUCACCCUCAUACAACUAUUUCACAACACCUUGAGGCAGCGUAUCAGAUGCCUGGGAGACUGUGUGGUUGACAGAUCCCCCUGGUUGGAAACGCAAAUGCCUAAAUGCCAUAAUGAAUGGAAGCACUUAAUAUGAGAAUGAUAGAAAUGCUGGGGUGGAUGCUGAGAUGAGGCCUGAAGCUUGCUCUAUUCUCCGCUCCUUUCUGCAGAUAGACUCCGAUGACGUCAUAACGCGAGACGAGCAGAUCUAUGUCCUGAUCGGCGCUCACACCAGGUGUGAAAGGAACAUCAAGAUACAACUGGCCUUGGUUCAAGAGGGCGACUGCAUCCCGGAGUGGGACGGGAUCAUCUGCUGGCCACGGAGCCGAGCGGGUCGCCUCGUCUCGGUGCUGUGUCCAGAGUACAUUUACGACUUCAACCACGGAGGACGAGCCUACCGCCAGUGUGACGCGUCAGGGAGGUGGGAGCAGGUGCCCGCUAUCAACCGCACGUGGGCCAACUACACUGAGUGCACCACGUACCUGUCCUCCAACCAGAGGAUUCAGGAGGAGAAGGUGUUCGAGAGGCUCCACCUCAUAUACACCGUGGGCUACUCCGUCUCUCUAGCGUCCCUGUUGGUGGCCGUCUCCAUCCUCUGCUACUUCAAGCGCCUGCACUGCACACGCAAUUACAUCCACAUUCACCUCUUCACCUCCUUCAUAUGUCGAGCAGUCAGCAUCUUCGUGAAGGACGCCGUGCUCUACUCCAUGUCCGACGACGGCAAGGCCGAGCCCGGGUUCGCCGCACAGAGGCCGCAUAUGGCUGGAUGUAAAGUCGCUGUUACCCUCUUCCUCUACUUCCUGGCAACCAACCACUACUGGAUCCUGGUGGAGGGCCUGUACCUGCACAGCCUCAUCUUCAUGGCCUUCCUCUCCGAUAAGAACUACCUGUGGGCUCUGCUCAUCAUCGGCUGGGGUGUUCCAGUCGUGUUCGUGUCCAUUUGGGUCAGUGCACGAGCGUCGCUGGCAGACACGCAAUGCUGGGAUAUCAGCGCUGGGAACCUGAAGUGGAUCUACCAGGUCCCCAUCCUGGCAGCCAUUCUUGUGAAUUUCCUCCUUUUCAUCAACAUAAUACGAGUACUGGCCUCUAAACUGUGGGAAACAAACACUGGUAAACUGGACCCUCGACAGCAAUAUCGGAAGCUGCUGAAGUCCACGUUAGUCCUCAUGCCUUUGUUUGGAGUUCACUACAUGGUGUUCAUGGCUCUGCCCUACACUGAUGUCACCGGGCUGCUGUGGCAGGUGCAGAUGCAUUACGAGAUGUUCUUCAACUCCUCCCAGGGCUUUUUGGUGGCAUUUAUCUACUGUUUCUGCAAUGGGGAGGUCCAGGCUGAGGUAAAGAAGGCUUGGCUGAGACGCAGCCUUGCUCUGGACCUCAAACAGAAAACCAGGAUGACCAGCACGGGAGGCAGCUGCUACUACGGCGGCAUGAUGUCCCACACCACCACCACCCACAGCGUCAGCUUCUCCGCCAACGCCAGGGCCCCGUCCUGCAACGGAGUGCUCCGGCCGCCGCGCCAGAACUCCCUUCACCCCCAGACCCACCUGCCUGGCUACGUGGCCAGUGGAACAGAGCCCGACGGCCCCCAACAGGAGGCGCCUUUGUGCAGGUCAGGGGGCUCAGACCCUGGGGUUUUUGCCAGAGCCUCCCAGAGAAAACACGAACCCAGAGAGGAUCCAGAGAUUGUCCUGAAUGAAAUGCAAACUACAACUGAUUAUAUUUCAACCUUCAAUUAGUUGUGACAGAAGUGUCAAGGGCACAGAUGGAUUCUUUGGAGAUUCGCCCACUCCACCCUGUGCUGGAUUUUCCAAGCACAAACCUUUUGCCCCUCGUAAGUCUUGUCCUCUGUCCUCAACGCUCUCACAACACCAUCCAGAAUUUCACACGCACCUCUCAGACCUCCGCUCCAGGAGGAAAGCAUGUCCCCGAGCUGCUGGUAGACCUCAGCAGGAGCGACACCUCUGCAGCGGAGUCCAUUCACAAGGAACACAGACGGGAAAUGUUACUCGAAAUGAAGACGAGUGUAUUCGGUUUCUAGUGUAUGUACAGUGUAACAUAAUAAUAAAUAAGACAAUUCUAAACAUUUCAGAUCCUUUGAGAGUAACUGAAAAUACAGCUUAUACUUAUUAGCUCCAGGUGUAAAAUGUAUGUUUUUAAUCAUAGUACUAGAAAAUAUAAAAUAGGUGUUUGCAUUUUUAACAAUCAUGAACAACAUUUGAGGAGAACAGGUCAGUUUACUGAAAUACACUGCACGUUUUCAGGCGUGAGGUCAGUGAAGCGGGGAAGCAGUGACACUGAUGCCAGUAAACAUCCAUUAGCUGUUUAUUACAUAAACUCCAUGAUGCGCCAAUGAUGUCACCAGUGUGCAUCUACUAAUCUAAAGACUUAGUGCUGGUUGAAGAGAAAGACUGAAAUCCUGGAUUGCCCCUUUAAUAGAUGACGUUUAGGUCUGCCCCCUGUUGCAAAAAUGGAAGCACUGCAGAUAAAAAUACACAAUGUGUUUACAUUUUUGUUAGUUUUUUGCCAUAAAGCCUCAUAAACAAAAAAAUCCAACAUGGCAUGACAUUGAAACGAGCCAUCGCAAACUGCAAGGACACAUAAAUGCAUGAGUGAACGCUGCUCCAUCAGAGCCAACAAACCCCCCCAAACCCCCACUAGACAACGUAUGGUGGCGACCAGCUGGCCCUUCGUUACAGGAGGCAGGUCGGGGUCCAAAGUGUCUGGAGCAAAGACGGUUCAGCCGAUGACUGUGUUGGUAACAUUAGCCUUAUUGUACUGAAGUUGGACUAUUUUCUCAUAUAUUUGUGUCUAUAUGUGAGUUCUACAAUAUGACAUAUAUCUCUGUGUUUUGUCUUGUACAACAUUAUUUGUUAAUGUCUUAAAUGUAAGACAUCGUGUUUGAUUUGCACGUGAAACCCUUGGGCGUCACACACUCAUUAAAGCCAUGCUGUCACGCAA
Molecule: messenger RNA, 5460 nt
Organism: Betta splendens (Siamese fighting fish)
Lineage: Eukaryota; Metazoa; Chordata; Actinopteri; Anabantiformes; Osphronemidae
Gene: pth3r
Product: parathyroid hormone 3 receptor
Exons: 13
Coding region: 2631-4238 (535 amino acids)
Biological process (GO): adenylate cyclase-modulating G protein-coupled receptor signaling pathway; cell surface receptor signaling pathway
Cellular component (GO): plasma membrane
Molecular function (GO): peptide hormone binding; G protein-coupled peptide receptor activity; parathyroid hormone receptor activity
Source: RefSeq, a predicted model, not a curated record